Molecule: messenger RNA, 3771 nt
Organism: Trichobilharzia szidati
Lineage: Eukaryota; Metazoa; Platyhelminthes; Trematoda; Strigeidida; Schistosomatidae
Source: the annotation of a GenBank genome assembly
AUGCUUGAAACAAGAGGUGUUGAGAACUUGUUGACUGUAUUGAAAGUACAAACAGCUCAUAAAAAUGCUUUAAUUGCUUCAGUUUUAUUAGCUUACAAUGCAUGUCCUGCAUUUUAUACAGCACAUGCACCUAAAGUCAAGAAUGGUGUAAUUCAUUCUAUUAAUACUGGAGUUAAUUUAAUGAGUUAUAAUGGACUAAGUGGUACACAAGUUGGUCCUACCCCAUUGGCACUUGAAAGGUCAACACAUCAAAUGAAUGCAGAUUAUCAUCCAGAAGCUUAUUUCUCCAUACAACUUGAAAAGGGACCUAGUCGGGAUAGAAUGCAGAAUGCUUUUAUUAAAAGAACACAAGGUGGUGGUAUCGCUUCAUCGAAAAGUACCAUAGAAAGUGAGAAAAUGAAACGAGAAUUUCUAUCACAAUAUUGUCUUGAUUUUGGUGAACGUACUCAACAAGCAUCACUUCGUGCACAAAUUAUUGAAACCUACAGUUCUAUAUUAAUCAUAUUGAAAAGUGUACCAACUGUAUCUGAAGAAUUUUUCAUAAUUGGUUAUGCAUUUGAAAAGAAAUCCUCUGAAGAUGAUCUUGAUACACAGACAACAGAUCCACGAUCAUUACGUAGUCGUCCUCGUCGUGUAUUAUCUACAGAUGGUAAAAAGUGUUAUAACUUAUGGUUUAUACCACAUUUUAUCGAAGUGCUAUUUGUAUUUCGUCAUUUGGAUGAUGAAGCCUGUACAAAAGCUCUACGUUCUAUGACAAGAAUUGCUCGUGCUUUACAUGACAUUUUACAUUAUUUAGUUGCAUAUGCUCGUCUGGGUAUCAGUUCAUCUAGAAUAACACCUGAACAACGUCAUCGAAUAUUAGUUACGUCUGAUGAAGAUCACCUAUUUCCUGAGAAUCAGAAUAAUUUACAAACAGCUGAAGAAUCUGCCAUUGCAACAGCAGAAGUAGCCGGUCUACAACAAUCAGCUUCACAACUUGUCUCUGUUGGUACUACUGAGAGUAUGUCAUUAGCGUUGUCAUCACCUGCCAGUUCUAUUACACCAUUGGAUUUAACAAUACAAGGACGUAGUCUUAUUGUGGAUCAAUUAGUAGCCACUGAAUUAAGAGAAAUUCAAUAUCAAAUAAAUCGAUUACCAGAUCCAACGGAUCCAGAACAAAUUAUUGAAGUUUUAUCGCUUAGACGUGAUAUAAUGUUCUUAAAAUUUGAUGUCUGUAUACGUACAGUGCUGGGAGAAACAUUUCUUGCUGCAGGUAAUGAAGAAGCCUUCAAAGAGGUAAGAGAAAACAGUCACUUCCCAUUAGCAGAAUUAUCAAAUAUGCAACGGCCAUGUGUGAAUGCAAUUGAUUUAUGUAUACCAGAACCUCUGGAACCAAGAGAUGAUAUGGCACAGGCUAUACUUCCAUGGCGUUGCUUGAUUAAUUAUUAUGGUCCUUAUUUGCUAUUCAAUACAAAUUGGACACAAAUUGAUUAUAAUAUACGCUUAUGUUUAGCUGGAUUGAAACCAGUCGAUCGUCCAACUGUACACGGUGAAUUAUUGGCUAUGAAUUUAACUCUUGAAGAUAUUCUUGAAACUGGUGAUAUACCAGAAGCUUGCGCUGGUGAUAAACUACCAAUUCAACAGGCUGAGAAUAUGCAUUGUAUGCUUGGUAAACGUACUAGAGAGAAAAGACGUGAUCUACAACAGACACCAGGUAUUACAACAGGCACAACAGGCCAGCCGCUGACAACACAAACACCAAGUACAGAACAGAGUACAGGUAAAACUCAAAGUAUCAGUCCAAAUCUACAAACUGCUACAUCAAGUUCAUCUAAAAAAUUAACAGGCGUAAGUGCAGUCAAGUUGAGUACUCUGGAUACACCGAUAGCAGCAUAUGAAUUAAUCAAAAAGUGUUUAAUUUUAUGGAAACGUGUUGAGUUAUUGAAAUAUGCUUGGGGAAAGAGAAGAUUAGGCAUUGAACGAAUUAAUACACCAUCAACAUUUAAAAUGUUUUGUUCAAUAUACAAACGUGAGAAGCUGUAUCCUCUAUUACGAAAUUUAUCUAUACAAUAUCGUCAGCCUGAUAUGUAUUCUUUUGGUCCGUUAAAUGAUAGUGAUAUAUUUGUUAUGCCUAAAAAUAUUCCAGAAAUUGUUGUCAGACAACGACAAUUACUUAAACUGAUAGAGGCAUUUGAAUUUUUCAUGAUAUCUGAUUUAAGAAAGUUAGUUGUACGUCAAACUGAUUUAGUAAUCAAAGAGCGUAAUCGUGAAGAAGGUAACCUACCAUUAGACUUGUGGAAAAGACCUGCAAUGAAAGAAUCCUUAACUGUACCACGACCUGCAUUAGCUGAAGAAUUUCUCAGUGAAUUACUUUCACACACAACAUACAAUGAAAAAACUGAUGUAUAUACAUUGACAAAAAAGAAUUUCAAUGAUGUUAUACAAAAUGUAGCUAUUUCAGUGAUGAGAAAUGAAAGAGAAUCAUUUGAACAUUAUUCAAUGUAUUAUGAAAAUUUAUUAAAAAAUCAACACAGUAUAAUUUAUGCUAAUGAACGUGAAAUACAAGAUCUUAAAGAUCAACUGCAUCAAAAAGAUUUAGAAACUGGUGUCACAGUACAAUUUCAAAUGUCUGAACAAGCUCAUAAUUUGUUACUAGAGGUUACUGCGCUAAGAGCUAGAAUUCAUGAAUUAGAAGAAAUUAACAGUAGGAAUGAAGCUAAAGCACGUAAACAUGUUAGAAAUGAAUUCAGUAAUUCAAUUCGUAAACUAUUCGGUCUUAGCUUUGAACAAAAAUCUCGUAUCGAUGAGUAUCGUAAUCAACUGCAUGCAAUCACAUUACAACGUAUUGCUGAAGUAAGAGAUGAAGCAUCAACAGAAAUGUCACGUAUAAAAGAACGAGGUGGUGUUAGAGCAUCAGCAGAAGAUGAAUUAGCUGAGCGUAAUAAUCGCCUGUUUAAAGAAGUGACAGCUUUACAUCAACGUAAUAUCAGUCUUCAACAGAUGAUUGGACGUUUAAGAGUUAUGGCACAUUGGCAACAGACUACAUUAAGAUGUAUUUUUGAAAAACAGAUUGACGCUAUUGAAGAUCAACGGAAUCAAAGUAAAACACGUGUUACACGCUUAGGUAUACUGUCUGAACAACGUGUACGUUUAUUAAAUGAAGAAAUGGCUAAAGUUCGUGAACAUUUAGCUAAUACAGAAAAACAUUUAAACAAUUUACGUAAUGCACUGGAUAAAGAGAUGAAAGAUAAAGUUGAGAAGAAACAUGCAGCUGAACGGAAAGCAGCCACAGAUAAACAAAUGACUAUAGUAAAACAAAUGCAUAUCGACCAGCUGAUGGCAGAAAUCAACGAGAAAGAUGCUGUGCUAAAUGAGAUGAGUGCAAUUCUAGACGCAAGUGCUAAAUCGAAAAAACAAGAAGCUGAUAAAUCAGGACGUGAAGUCGAUUUAUUACGUAAACAAUUGAAAGAAGAAAAACAGUUGAAAAAGUCUGCUAUACAAAAAAUUGACGAUUUAAUGUCACAACUAUACGAAUUUGAAGCAAAUCAAGCAUUGUCAUCAGGAGCAAAACAAAAACCAAUGUCAGCUAGCGCUUCAAGUAGGCCGGAUAUUGGACAGCCAACUGGAAGCCUGAGAAAAAUGCAAGGAGAUAAAUCUCGACUUACUAGACCAAUUACAGUCGGUAUACCAUCAUUACGUGAACGUCUAGCUGAGAGAUUACUUAGAAAUGGUCCACCCGAUACGCAUUCACAACUCAUUGAAAUGCAAAAACAAUCGGCAAGUGAACAGUAA